AUGCGGCCAGCACUCUGCGCGGCCGCCCUCACGCCCCUUUUUCUGUUUCUGGGACCCGCAUUCGCGCAACCUUCAUUUUCUCCGGCGAGCAUCCCCCUCGCGGUGCGGUCCCCAUACCUCAACAUGUGGCACGCGGCUGCGAACGGGUCUCAGCCUCUCAAUAACGCCUGGCCGACGUUCUGGUCGCAGACUGGCCCCGACUGGGGCUGGAGAGGGCAGAUCAGGAUCGACGGCGCGGUGUAUACAUGGCUCGGGGCGGACAGCAGCGGGAGCGUGGUUCCGAACGUGGUCAGCACCGAGGUAACCCCCACGAGGAGCGUGUUCGUGAUGCAGGCGGGGCCGAUGAACCUCACAGUCACGUUCUUGUCGCCUGUUGAGCCAUCGGAUUGGGUCAAGCAGUCUCUCCCGUUUUCGUACCUCGCGAUAGAAGCGAGCACCCUCGACAGCAAGCCGCAUUCUGUCCAGGUGUAUUCGGCUAUCACCGGAGAAUGGCUGUCAGGCAAUGCGUCAGCUCCGGCGAAUUGGACGUCCACGUCGUCCGGAAGUAGCGUCUAUCACGGGUUCAGCCUGAUCAGUCCUCAGCCAUUCGUGGAGCAGAACGACCGCGCGCUGGACGGAACGGUGUACUUUGCCGCACCCUCCGUUCCUAGUCUCACAUGGCAGUUGGAUCAAGCCGCGGCGGUGAACGCAAGUUUCCAUUCUCUGGGACAUCUACCGAACACCCACGCCACCGGCCCCCUCUCAUUCCCUUUGGAUGACCUGGUUUCGGCCUUUUCCUUCGACCUCGGCAGCAUCAUCUCGACCCCCGAGCCCGUGUCGUGGACAGUGGGCUACGUCCGCGACCCCACGAUCCAGUACACGACCUCGUCCGGGGCAGUCCAAGAGCGCGUGCCGUACUACACCACCGUGUACCCCGACAUCUCCAACGCGAUCGACGCGCUGACGACCGACUUCCCCGCCGCGCUCAAGCGCGCGAUCGCGCUCGACACCAAGAUCGCCGCAGACGCCGGUGAGGCGGUCUCGCCCGAGUACGCGCAGCUCGUCGCGCUGGGCACGCGCCAGGCGCUCGCGAGCGUGGACAUCACCGUCGCGCGCGGCGACGGCGGCGCGGCGGACGUGAUGGCGUUCAUGAAGGACGUCGGGACCUCUGGCCGCGUGAACCCGGUGGAGGGAAUCUACGCGGCAUUCCCGGCGUUCUUGUAUCUGAACGCGUCGCUGGCGGGGGCCUUGCUCGCCCCGUUGCUCGAAUCGCAGUCGAAGAUGGACGGAGCGCCGUACGCCGUCCAAGACCUUGGGGCGCAGUAUCCCGUCGCUCCUGGAGGGCGAGGCGCGGCAGUACAGGGCGUGGAACAGUCGGGCAAUAUGCUGAUCAUGAUGCUUGCGCACGCGCGGAUCUCUGGCUCUGGUUCUCUGCUUGCGCAACACUACAAUCUGACCAAGCAGUGGGCCGACUAUCUCAUUGGCACUACGUUAUUCCCCAAUCACCAGUCCUCCGCCGGGGACGGCGACAGCAAUGCGAACAUGACUAACCUCGCGAUCAAAGGCAUCAUCGGAGUAAAAGCCAUGGCGGACAUCAGUCGCGUGUUUGGUGCAAGCGCAGAUGCGUCGUAUUACGACGCAUUCGCAUCGACUCUCUUCAACACGUGGAGCGCCAACGCGGUUUCGAGCAGUUCUGAUCAGCAUCUGCUCGGAAUAUACGGGAUGCCCGACUCUUGGUCGCUGAUGUACAAUCUCUACGCCGAUCGUUUGGCCGGGACAAACCUGGUUCCUCAGUCGGUACGUCUAGAACCAUUUCUGUUUACACGUUCCUUCCAAUUUCCAUCAGCUGGAACAUACGGCUUACCCAUAAGUUCCGACAUGAACGACGUCUGCAGCCUGCCUUGGUUGCUCUUCGCCUCUGCCACGGUCUCUCAAAGCGAUACGUCCACGAGGGACACCAUGAUAGCUGGCGCCUGGAAACGAGCGGGAUAUAAUGGGGCCCAAGGCGCGAUGGCGGAGUACUAUCAGUGUUCAUCUGGGAACCUGUCUAUCGGCGCGGGGGGUCCAGCGGUCGGUGCAGUGUACUCCCAUCUCGCUCUGAGGUGA
Molecule: messenger RNA, 2085 nt
Organism: Epithele typhae
Lineage: Eukaryota; Fungi; Basidiomycota; Agaricomycetes; Polyporales; Epitheliaceae
Exons: 15
Coding region: 1-2085 (694 amino acids)
Source: RefSeq, a predicted model, not a curated record